CUUCUGUAUUUGCUUCUUAAUCUCAGCUCAACUUGGAAUAAACAGCAUGGAGUGUAAGCAGCAGUUUAAAUGGUUAAUACUUGCAAUGAUAUGUCCUCUUAUUGCAGGUGCUCCGUCCUCCAUGUCCAAACGAGACAGUUCAUGUCCCAAAGAGAAUCUAAACAUUACUGGAGGGACCUUUGUUCUUUCUAAAGGCUAUUCACAUGGGAGUCUUCUAAGAUACAUCUGUCCGAAUGGAUAUUACCCGUCGGUUCAGUCACGUCUGUGUCAAGAUGGACACUGGACCUCAAAGACCAAAUCCAGAAAAACCCCAGAGUGCAAAAAGAUCACAUGUCCCAAUCCCCGUGUUUUCGAGAAUGGAGAGGUGAUUCCAUAUAAAGACAAGCACUAUGUAAAUGACACAACCACCUACUCAUGUCAUUCCGAUUAUAUGUUCCGUGGCUCAGCAGACCGUGUUUGCAAGCCUAAUGGGAAGUGGAGUGGAAACACACCAAUUUGUGGACGUGACUCUGAUCACUGUCCUGAUCCUGGUGUUCCCCCUGGUAGCAGUCGAACAGGGAACAUGUUUAAUCUAGACGACAAAGUCACAUACCGCUGUGAGAGUCUAUUGACCUUGAUUGGUUCCAAAGUGCGAGUGUGUCUCGAUGGAGGCCAGUGGUCAGGAACAGAGCCACAAUGUUACGCUGGUUUCACAUAUGACACCCCAGAGGAAGCAUCAGAAGCUUUCAGCAGUUCUCUAAAGUCAAAUCUAGCGGUUUCUCAACAGUAUGAAAAAGAAGAUCAGCAGGGGAAGAAAAUAACUAUGGAUCAGGGUGGAAAACUUGAUAUUUACAUUGCUGUGGAUGCAUCUGAAAGCAUAGAUCAGAAGAAUUUUGAAAAUGCAAAAACCACCAUAAAAAUGCUUAUAGACAAGAUUAGUUAUUACCCGGUUUCCCCAAACUAUGAGAUCCUGAUAUUUGCUACAGAUGUUACGCCGAUAAUCACUAUGAGGGACUUCAAAAAUAAUGAAGAUGCAAGAAACCUAAUGAAUAUUUUUAAAGCGCUGGACGACUUUAAUUAUGAGAGUAGAGGUGAUAAAACAGGUACCAAUAUCGCCAAACUCUAUACAGCCAUUUUAGGCAGCAUGAAAAUAGAGGAGCUCAACAAUGCAAUGACUUUCAGUGAGACCCAACACAUCGUCAUACUGUUCACUGAUGGUCAGGCAAACAUGGGGGGGAAUCCCAGACCUAAAGUGGAACAGAUCAAACAUCUUGUCACCAAAAAUGUUCCUAUGCGAGAGAAAAAUCUUGAUCUUUAUGUAUUUGGAGUUGGAAAUGACGUGAAUCAAGAAGACAUAAAUGGUUUAGUGUCACAGAGGGACCAAGAAAAAUAUUUCUUUAAGCUUAAAGACUUGACAGAGGUGCAGGAGAUGUUUAACGACAUGAUUGAUGAGAGCACCAGUGUAGGAUUGUGUGGGAUUGUGUGGGAAGGCUUGGAAAAUAAACGCCGUGCAUUUCCCUGGUUGGCACAGAUUAAUAUUCAACAUCCUUCUUCAAAAGGUUCCAAUUGCAUGGGGUCAUUAGUUUCCUCAAGUUACAUCUUGACAGCGGCUCACUGCUUCAAAGAGGGAGACACACCUGAUAGGAUAAUAGUUAAACUGGAAAAAGACCUGGUUGUAAAAGUGAAAAAAUUCACACUUCAUCCUGAAUAUAACCCCACAGCAAAACAGCAUAUGGGAAUACAGGAAUAUUACGAAUUUGAUGUAGCUCUUAUACAGCUGGUUACAGCUGUUGAGAUGAGUUUUAAUCUGCGGUGAGGAGCACAGAUCUUCAACAUGUGAUGC
Messenger RNA from Sinocyclocheilus anshuiensis, 1822 nucleotides. RefSeq names its product complement factor B-like. The record is from RefSeq and is a predicted model, not a curated record. Gene Ontology annotation, cellular component: extracellular region; extracellular exosome. Gene Ontology annotation, biological process: complement activation; response to bacterium; proteolysis. Gene Ontology annotation, molecular function: serine-type endopeptidase activity. NCBI's taxonomy places the organism in Eukaryota, Metazoa, Chordata, Actinopteri, Cypriniformes, Cyprinidae. The coding region runs from base 47 to 1795 and encodes 582 amino acids. The transcript is spliced from 13 exons.